Molecule: messenger RNA, 882 nt
Organism: Planococcus citri (citrus mealybug)
Lineage: Eukaryota; Metazoa; Arthropoda; Insecta; Hemiptera; Pseudococcidae
Exons: 4
Coding region: 112-864 (250 amino acids)
Cellular component (GO): extracellular region
Source: RefSeq, a predicted model, not a curated record
UUCAUAUUUUUUUUCUGUGUAGGUACACGAAUGAAAAAUUUUUGAUGCGUUUCGUCUGUAUUUUCAUAAAGUAAUUUUUUACGUGCAAUUGCAUGUUACAAUUUCGUUGAUAUGCAAUUUCAUUGGUAUUUUUGUUCGCUAUUCGUGUUUUUGAAGGUUUUAAUUUUCGUGUACUGUGAACGUGAACCUUUGUGUGUUUAUGGCCCAGAUGCUGUAGAAUUGAACAGGAGAUUUGUUAGAGAACAUAAUGAUUUGAGAAGAAAACAUGGUGCACCUCUAUUACACGUAAAUCUCGAUUUGGCCGAAGACUCAACGGAUUGGUCUCUCGAUUUAGCAGAAGAAAAUAUGCUGAAACGUAGCAAAUCAGAUGGCGUUUAUGGAGAAAACUUGUAUUGGUCUUCUGACUUACCCGAUAAGUUUAAUGUGAAUGAGAUAUCCCCAGUUCAAUCAUGGUACAGCCAAAGCACCAAAUACAAUGGAAAUUUCAAAAUUGAAACAAGAGACUUCACCCAGAUGAUAUGGGCAUCUACUAGUGAAGUAGGCUGUGGGGCUUGUUCAGGUUCUGGAGGAACUUAUGUCAUCUGUAGGUACGCUCCUGCUGGUAAUAUUAGAGGGAAAUUCAAACAGAAUGUGCUCCCGCCAGUCCCACCAGAUAUACUGGACCCAAAAGGUACGAGUGGUACACCGAAGGGUGUAACUCCUACAGGAAGUUCUGGAACUCCAAAUCCUAAUGAAGAUUCGAGUAUUUUAACACCUUUGCUGUAUGCAUUGUCCAUAGCUAUAGUGGUAUUUGCUUUAUCAACGGUGGUUAUUUUAUUAUUCAUAACUUGUUACUAUAGUCAACGUUUCUUUCAAAUAAAAUAGGUAAUCUUUUGACGUUAA